Naegleria lovaniensis is the source of this 2241-nucleotide messenger RNA. RefSeq lists its product as uncharacterized. The transcript is spliced from 4 exons. The coding region runs from base 1 to 2241 and encodes 746 amino acids. The record is from RefSeq and is a predicted model, not a curated record. Lineage: Eukaryota; Heterolobosea; Eutetramitea; Acrasida; Naegleriidae. Gene Ontology annotation, molecular function: calcium ion binding.
AUGAGCCAACAACACAUCAUGGGCGAAACUGCCCGAUCUCCUGUCGCAAGGGCACUUUCUCCUUCAACAAUUACUGCCGAUUAUCAAUUAUAUGGCAAGAAAAAACCACACACUGUAUAUACACAACAAGAAUUAAACGAAUGUACAUUUAAACCAAAGAUUUCCGAAAAUUCUAAAGUGUUGCUGCAAGAUCUAACCACAGAUCCAGUGCAAGAAAGAACAAAACAAAUUUUGGAACAACGAGAACGAAGAAUUAAAGAAAUACGAUCCCGUUUGGAAGAACAGAAACAAAUGACCUUUAAGCCCAAUAUUUCCGAUUACUCAUUCAGAGGAAAGAGAACUAAUUUUAUGGAAUCAAUUGAUGAACAAAUACAAAGAAGAAGAGAAUUUCUUGAAAAGUGUGAGAUUGAACGCAAGACCAGAGAAGAAAAAGAAAGCAUAGCUUCAUUCACUCCACAAAUUACAGAAACGUCAAAACAGCUAGGAACAAGGGGAGGUAACGUGUUCGACAGAUUAUUCACUCCAAAAAAAGUACCCUCAGAAGAACAAAGUGAAAUGGACCUCAAUAGCACAACCAUUUCUUCAGAGUCCAAAUCAAAAUCUGUGCGAAGCGAAUCCUGCACUCCAACAGACGAAAAACUUUUCCAUCAAGCAAAAGAACGCGAGCAAAAAAGGAAGCAAUUAGAGGAAGAAGCAUUAGAGCAAGCCAAAAAGCUCCAAGAAUUUAAAGUUAACGAGAAAUCUGAAGAGUUUUUAAAGGCAAAACUUAUCAAGGAUUUGGCAAAGGCAUUUAAAGAUUGUCCAAGAGAGGACGAGCUGACCAUAACUUUCUCUGAAUUUGUAAAGGUAUUGUCCAAUCUUUCAUUUUCUGCCUCCAAGAAGGAGGAACAAGCGAUCAUUGACGAAAUUUGGAAAAUUAUGGAUGUUGAAGGAAGUGGAUCUAUACACUUUGAAAGAUAUUUAUCAAUCAUGAUGGCAAUCUUCGACAAGAAUCUAAUCUCAAAAUCAGAUGAACCAAUAAGAGACAAGCUAGAGGAACUAGGUCACUCCAUCAAGAAGCUCUCAAUUAACAAAAUCGCCUUUUCCAAAAUCAAUGAAGAACGAUUUGAAAAAAUUAAGAAAGAAACAGAUAAGGAUUUAACAUUUAAACCUAACAUUAAUGCUUCAACCCCUAAAAAGCAGCGGGAAUCCAGCGAACAAUCUGACACGAAAAAUGAACCUAGGUACUUGAAACUCAUGAAACAACACAGUGAAAUGGAAGAAAAGAUGAAAAGAGAUCGAGAGGCAUGGGAAAAGAAGAAGAUGACUGAUUGCACAUUCCAACCCAGAACCAACUCUGCAAAAAAGUCCUAUGGGCAAACUCACAAUAGCAAUGCAUCAAGCGUUUCAAGAUUUGACUUGCUUUACCAAAUGGCAAGCAAACCUAAAAAACCACUUUCAGAAAAGACAGCUGCAGAGAGAGAAAUUGAAGAAUGUACUUUUCGUCCUGAUACCUCACAAACGAAGAAUGUGAGUCUUUCAAAGUCCAUUGAUUUUGACUCCAUUAAAGGAUUUAAGGAAACCAUUGGAAGAAUAAGAAAAGGCAAUGAGGAGCGAGAACGAUUGUACAAUUAUUUCAACAAUGUCAGAGAGAAAGCUGCAACAACAACGGACGAUUUCAAAAACAAGAAAACUGAAUUUAAACCAUUUUCGUUCCAACUGGACAAACGAAAAAAGUCAAAACCUCUCCUCUACAUGGAUGUUAACCUUGGUGUUGGAAAGAGUGGACGUCUUGCAAUCCAUGAAGGAGAUUCCGCAGAAACAUUGGCCAGUAAUUUUGCAAAAACUUACAAACUUGAUGAACUUUUACAGAAGAGGCUUGAACAAUUGAUUAAGCACCAUAUCGACAUGCAUGAACAAGCAUUGGAGAAUGACUGCUGCAAGACAGAUCACAGCAAUGUCGAAAGUCAUCAGGAUUCGGCUAUGAAUCAGAAAGAGAAUUUAGAACCCUCAUCGAGCACAACGAAUGACGAAGAGAUAGAAUCGUCACAAGGCGAUACAGUUUCAGCUACCACACUGGUUCGAGAUGAACACGACGAUGAAUUUAAGGUAGUUGCUCCAAAGAAAUCUAGUCAACCUCCAAGAAGCAAAACACCAACACCCAAGACCAAUGAUUUCAACCUCAGAAGGAGCUAUGAUGACUCUAAAAGAUCCAAGACGCCAACAUCCAUUAGUUACAAAUCCAAAUUGCCUCUCAAAUAA